UAAGGAGAUUCGGCAAGAUCAUGCUUGUACUUUUCAUUAGCCUCCUUGCUGGCUGCUAUUAUAUAUUUGUGGUGGAGCUGUGCAUAUUCACUGUACAGUUAUUAGAGGCAAAGAUCACCUUCCUGGUGAUUUUCCACCUUUUGUUCCUCCUGUGCGUGUGGUCCUAUCUCCGCACUGUUAUGACUCCUCCCGCUGUCCCUCCGGCAAAAUUCCGCCUGUCGGAGUGUGACAAGCAGCGGUACCUGAGUGAGAGAAAGCCAGAAGUGCUGCAGGAGAUCCUCGUUCGUAUGGCUAAAGACUUGCCUAUUUCUACUAAGGACUCAAAAGGAGCUUUUAGGUACUGUGACAUAUGCCAACUGCUAAAGCCAGAGAGGUGCCACCAUUGCCCAGUGUGUAACGUCUGUAUACUGAAACUGGAUCAUCACUGCGUCUUUCUAAAUAACUGUGUGGGAUUUUCGAACUACAAGUCCUUCCUCCUGUGCGUGGUUUAUGCAUUGCUAUUGUGCCUAUUCACUAGCGCAGUGUCACUUUAUGGCUCCAUACUAUUCUGGACUCAUCAGCUGCCCAACACCCAAUCCAAAGUGCCGAUCAUUGUGCUGUUCAGCUUGAGCACACUCUGCUGUGUAAUGUUAUUACUAUUGUUAGGGAUUCAUUGCCAUUGGGCUGUAGAUAAUAUCACUUCUAGGGAAGGUGAAAGUGGCACAUGGAAUGAACGUUAUGACUUGGGCUUGAGCAAGAACCUGAGACAAGUGUUUGGAGAUGAAAAGAAAUAUUGGUUCCUCCCAGUCUUCAGCAGCUUAGGAGAUGGCUAUACAUUCCCAAUGACUGAUGCCACAAAGGACAUAGAAAAAAAUGCUGCUGCUGUUGCCAAAGACAUUACUGAGAGCCAGAACUGAAAAAUCACUGGACUGACAGUGACCACAGGGAAGACUACGAGGAAGAAUUUGC
Molecule: messenger RNA, 948 nt
Organism: Xenopus laevis (African clawed frog)
Lineage: Eukaryota; Metazoa; Chordata; Amphibia; Anura; Pipidae
Product: palmitoyltransferase ZDHHC2-like
Exons: 1
Coding region: 21-896 (291 amino acids)
Source: RefSeq, a predicted model, not a curated record